Messenger RNA from Solanum verrucosum, 396 nucleotides. Its product is annotated as glycine-rich protein 5-like. Bases 1 to 396 code for a protein of 131 amino acids. NCBI's taxonomy places the organism in Eukaryota, Viridiplantae, Streptophyta, Magnoliopsida, Solanales, Solanaceae. The transcript has 2 exons. The record is from RefSeq and is a predicted model, not a curated record.
AUGAAAAUGUCAACACAAUAUUCAAAGGCAUUUAUUUUUCUAAUAUUUUUGGGAGUAUUUGCACGUGACACGUCAGCUAGAAUACUCCUAGGAGAUGCAGUAGCUACAGUUUUUGAGAUCCCAGCUGGUGUAAAUGGCUUAGGAUUUGGUCAGAUUAUCGGAGGAGCUGGCGGCAGUAGUGGUGGCGGCGGCGGCGGUGGUGGUGGCGGUGGAGGAGGUGGUGGUUUUAGUGGCGGAAACGGUGGCGGAUUUGGAUUUGGCUUUGGUAGUGGCCACGGGUCCGGCUUAGGCAGUAGCGGCGGUGGUGGUGGCGGUGGCGGUGGCGGUGGUGGAGAGAAUGGUGGUAGUGGUUUUGGAUUUGGGGUCGGUGAAGGUUUCGGCGGUGGUGGCAUUUGA